This is a messenger RNA of Arachis stenosperma, 1959 nucleotides long. RefSeq lists its product as uncharacterized. Gene Ontology annotation, biological process: DNA transposition. NCBI's taxonomy places the organism in Eukaryota, Viridiplantae, Streptophyta, Magnoliopsida, Fabales, Fabaceae. The coding region runs from base 1 to 1959 and encodes 652 amino acids. Gene Ontology annotation, molecular function: transposase activity; DNA binding; zinc ion binding. The record is from RefSeq and is a predicted model, not a curated record. The transcript is spliced from 3 exons.
AUGCAUACUUCUUGGCUGAGUAGGGCUUUUAAGAAAAAGGUUGAACAUAAUCCGAGGGUUCAGAUCAAGGAAUUGGUGAACAAGGCACAAAGGAAAUGGAAUCUGACAGUUACAACCUCAAUGGCAGCUAGGUCAAGGCAAGCGGCGUUGGAUGAGAUACAAGGCGAGUAUAGGAAGCAGUACAACAGGAUUGGUGAUUACUGCUAUGAAUUGCUCCGUUCUAAUCCAGGAUCCUCAGUGACUCUGAAGGUACAGAGGUCCCCUGACUUUGAGCAUGAGCAGCAACACUCAUCUUUGAACAACUAUUGCAUAUUUCAGAGACUUUAUGUAUGCCUAGACGCCUGCAAGAAAAGCUUUCUGCAAUGUAGAAAGUUUAUUGGGUUAGAUGGCUGCUUUCUGAAAACACCUCAAGGAGGGCAGCUGUUGACUGCUAUAGGAUGGGAUCCGAAUGAUCAGAUGCUCCCUAUAGCCUAUGUCGUUGUGGAGUCAGAGACGAAAGAUAGCUGGACUUGGUUCCUGAGGCUCUUAAUUGAUGACUUUGGGUCGGACACAAUUGGCAGGGCAACCUUCAUGUCUGAUCAGCAGAAGGGGUUACUGCCAGCUUUUGAUGAGGUGAUCCCAGGUGUGGAUCACAGGUUCUGCGUUCGCCAUCUAUACAGCAACUUCAGAAAAAAAUUCCCUGGACUGCACUUGAAGCAACUGAUGUGGAAAUGUGCUAAAGCUACACACUGGAAGGACUGGGAGAGAGAAAUGGCAGUGGUCCGAGUGGCAAAUGUGGAGGCUCACAGGCAUCUCAACUCUAUUCCUCCUAGAUUCUGGAGCAGGUCCAGGUUUACCUUUAACUCCAAAUGUGAUACCCUUGUAAACAAUAUGUGUGAAAGCUUUAAUGGGGCUAUAGUGGAUUCUAGGGAGAAGCCCAUCAUAACUAUGCUAGAAGAAAUCAGGGUAUACCUAAUGAGUAGAUGGGCUGUUAAUAGAGAAAGAAUUAAAAAGUUCAAUGGAACAAUUUUACCUAGAAUUAGGAAAAAGAUAGAGAGAAGAGGAAGGGCAGCCGGUGAGUGGAGGCCUUACUGGUCUGCUGCACAAACUUAUGAGGUUGUCAAUGGGUUAAGCAAAUAUGCUGUUGAUUUGUCUCUUCGUGAGUGUUCAUGUAGGAAAUGGCAGCUAAGUGGAAUUCCCUGCACUCAUGCCCUCAGCUGUAUAAACUUCAAGGGUCUUGACUUGGAAGCGUAUGUAGAUGACUGCUACAAGAGAGAUGCAUAUGUCAAGUGUUAUGAAUCCGUCAUCAACCCUGUCAAUGGCCCAGAUCUGUGGCAGCAGACUAAUUUCGACGAUGUUAUGCCACCCCCUUAUCGGAAGCCUAGUCACAGACCAGUAAAAAAAAGGAAAAGAGGACCUGAGGAAUCAGAGGUAACAUGCCAGACACACAUGUCUAGGAGGGGGCAGAUACAGAGAUGUUCAAAGUGUGGUGGAGCAGGUCACAAGAGAGGAAGGUGCAGCAAUCCACCCCUCCUUGCCCAACCAGCUAAACAAACUGCUGCCAACACUGCUACUAGAGGAAAGAAAAGGUCAAUUCCUAAACCUGCUAUGCAAGCUGCUACCAGAGGGAGGAAGAGGUCCAAAGCACAAGAAAAUUCAUCAUCACAGCCCCAACCAGCCACCAGCUCAACCCCUAUAACCAGGUCCAACUCAUCCUAUUCCCAGCCCAUCACCAAGCCCACAACACCUGCAACUAGGCCCAAUUCAAGACCAGCAGCUACUGCCCAACGAAGGCCCAACGUGAAGCCCAUGAGAAGCUCAGCCCAACCACCACCAUCUGCCAAGGAGAAGGGUGCAUCCAGUUCAAGGCAACCUGCUAUGAGCAAGGUCUCCUUCACCCACAACAUUGCACUACAUGUUUCUCCAAGGAAGUUGAGGCUGAUGGCAAAACUGCCUCCAAGGGAAUGGGGAAAACUUUAA